This is a messenger RNA of Cornus florida, 840 nucleotides long. RefSeq lists its product as uncharacterized. The record is from RefSeq and is a predicted model, not a curated record. Lineage: Eukaryota; Viridiplantae; Streptophyta; Magnoliopsida; Cornales; Cornaceae. The transcript has a single exon. Bases 155 to 523 code for a protein of 122 amino acids.
AUUCAAUUGCUUACAAAAGUUAUUCACUGUUGUCCCAUGAGAGAGAUUUUCUUCAAAUGCUGACAAAGUGAUUGCUUAUCUUCUUCACCAAACACUCCAACUCUCCUCCUCAAAUUAACCCAUCACAACUGAUCCCCAUCUACAACAUUCAGCAAUGGCUGCUCUCUCAAUUGGUCAUUCUUUCCACAGCAAGAACACUUCAACUCAUCAACAACUCAUCAACAAGAAGUCCAAUCCAAGGUUCCUCGUCUCUGUAUCCUGCCAAAGCCGCGUACCGAUCAAUCGGUCGAGCCCAGAAACAGAGGAAGAGAAGGAGAAGGGCAAGAAGCAGCUUCUGCUACGGCUUUUCGUCGGCGUUGAGAAGCUUGGGAAUGCAUUGAAGGAGAAUCUGAGUCCUAAGCAGAAGGGUGACUGGAAGGACUUGGUGUUGAUGAGCUUAUCUUUUGCUGUGUAUAUAUAUAUAUCUCAGAAGAUUGUUUGUGCUUACUGUGCAUGGACUUCCUUGCUCAAGCAACCAUGGUGAGACAGUCUCACCCAUAAAGGGGUGAUGUAUUGUGGGACUGAAAUCAGAAGCUGUUGUUGACUAGAGAUUGGUUCCUCUAUAUAUUUACAUAUAUAUAUAUAUAUAUUUGUCUAUUUUUUUUGUAAUUACUUUUUAUUUUUUUAUGGGGAUGUUUAAUUAGCUAUGUAAAACAAGUUGUUUGCUUUGUGCUGGAGCAAUGUAUUACAAUGGAAAAUCAACACAUCUGGGAGGAUUGAUAUGAAACAAUAAAACUCCCUUGAAUUACAAAAGAUUCGUUACAAAAGGGAUAUAAAAUCUAUUUUUUUCCUUUUAUUUUA